GCAAAUGAAAACAUUCACACAUGUAGCUGGGCUUCUCAUUAAUGAAUUAUUUGUAUUUAUUUAUUUUUGGCCUAUCUGUUAUUUUAAGUAUAUCUGUCUCCUGAAGAAGAGUUUUAAAGCCCUGCGUUCAGGACAGAAGGAGCAGUCACAGCUUAUCGGUCUUGCUACCGAUCUUAGCAUGCUCCGCAUGUUUGAGACGUUCCUGGAGAGCAUUCCUCAACUCAUUCUGCAGGCUUAUAUCAUACUGGAGCACAACCAUCGCUCUAAUCUGCAAUACAUCAGCAUGGCCAUGUCUUUUCUCACCAUAGCCUGGGCCACGGUAGACUAUCGUCGCAGUUUACGGCAAUCUCUGCCUCACCUUAACAACAUGCCUUCUGGAAUCCCAACAGUCAUAUAUCUGUCCUACAAAAUCUUCACCAUAACCCCUCGAAUCCUCAGCCUCACACUCUUCAUCAUGCUCUCCAUCUUCAGUACUGUAGCAAUGGCCUGCAUCUGGCUGUUGGGAACCAUCUGGGCAUUCUUGGAGGAGACCAGCUUCUGCACUUCACGAGCCCUUGAACAUCUUUAUCGAGCCGUUGUUGGAGUUAUUCUCAUUUUCACUUUCUUUAACAUUAAAGGAGAGAACACCAGAGUUCACAUGACACUGUAUUACAUUUUCACUUUGUGUCACAACCUUGCUGCACCUAUUUUGUUGUUUCUGCUCAAACCAGAAUCUGAACGGACUGACUACUUCCUGCCAAUUCUAUUUUUUAUAUUAGUGUCAAAUUUAAUGGGACUGGGUUUUCUGGGACUCUAUUACAGCCUCCUGCACCCUCGUGGACCUGGCAGAAAGGGAAUAAAAGAAGAUGGAAUGGAAGAAAUGGAUGGAAUGAAACAUGAGCCAAAAACAACCCGUUUACAGCAUUUUUUGAAAAUAUAGUCUUGCUCAUUAACUAAAGAACUUGAUUAACAAAAAAAGGUACAUGUUUAUAGAUAUUUAUGUUGGAAUUGAUAAAGUGUGAAGGAUCUAUGAUGUUUAAACGUUAUAACAUGUCUGAAAGCUGCUAAGGAAGGUAUGAUAUCUGAUUUUACAUGUAUGAAAUGUUGAAGCUUAAAUGUUUCAUUGAACCUGUAAAAAUGACGAAUAAGCUUUUCUACUGGCAAUUUUUGCCUUUAUUUCACCCUCUCCCAUAGAGCUGUCCAGUUUACAGUCCUAAAGUGAUGAAUAAUGACAGAACUUGGGAUUUUAGUCAAAAGGGCUUGAAUGGAGUAUGUUGGGUAGCUCCUCAAAUCAAUGCAACUGUUCACAAUUGUUUAACUUGAAGUUAUAAUAUGCGUUCCUACUUGAAGUUUGUGGUUACUGAAAGGGUUUUUUUUUUUUUUUUUUUUUUUUUUUUUUUAAUGUGUAACUGAACAUGAAUUGUUUGGGGUCAUAAGAUUUUAAAUAUUUUUAAAUGAAGUUCAAAAAUUAAUAUAUGCUGCUCACCAAGACAUCAUGUAUCUGAUCAAAAAUAUCAAAUACAGUAAAAACAGUAAUUUGUGAAAUAUUAAUACAAUUUAAUUGACAAAAUGGCAAUUAAAUUUAAUUGGCAAAAAUCGUACCUUGCUUCUGGUCAGUUUUCUGUUAGUAGUUCAAUCACUACUACAAAAAUAACACAAGAUGUCACUGUUGUUCUACAAAAGUCUUCUGAAUUAAGUAAAUACUGCCUUAUCCAACAGGAGAUUUGAAAACAUGAGCUGAGAUGUAAAACUUUUUGUAUUAAAGCAAUUACUUUUUUAUUUGGCUGCUGUCUAUAAUACCAGGUAAAAACAAAACAGCAGGCUACAAAAACAUUUAACUCUGCAUAAAUUUUACAAAUUCUCAUUCAAAAAUAGGCUGGGGUUGUAAUUAACACUGGCAAUUUAUUGCAACAUUAGUUUAAAACUGUCCUUCACAUGAAUAUGUAUGUCUGACUAAAGCAGAAAGAUAUGUGAACUUUGACACUCAUAAUCUCUACAGAGACCGAGAAAGGCUGAGAGAUCAUGCAGAUUGCCUGCUUCAGAGCUAAUUGAAAGAUAAUACACCAAUCCAAUUGUGUUUUGACUACCAGCAAAAUAUUGUGCAAGCCAGUGGAGUGAUGCAAAAUUGAAAGAAGAAGAAAAAAGAGCUAAGAUAAAGAGAGAGAGGAUUAAAAUAAAAAAGUGGUCACAGCAUUUCCUCAGUGUGCCGUUCAGUGAACAUCUGUGCUGAGGCGGUGAGCUCACCAUGCAGACAGACUGCAGAUUUAUUCAACGGUAGUAGCCUUUCAAAUAAACAUGAGUACUGCUCUGCAGGCUACAGGCCUUCUUUGAUUUUCUCAUGUAUACAUACUCACAUACAGUGGCCCUGAAAGGUAUUUGGACAUUUUUUGGACAAUUCAUUUAUGCACAACCAAAAAAAAAAAACAACAACAACAACAACAACAACAACAACAACAACAACAACAACAACAACAACAAAAACACCUGGCAUCUGCAAACAAAUGAUUUCUCUUCACCAUUAAUUCUUAUAUUUCUUCUAGUUUUAACCAAUUUAAUUCAUACAUAUAAUAAUUAGGGGUUCAAGACUAUUUAUGUAUUGUAUUUGUACUGUUUUGCCUGUUACAGGAUUUGUAAUGUUUUGCUCUAAAAGUGUCUAAAAAUUAAUUUAAAAGUUGAGAUCUCAAAACUGGUGUGAUGGUUCCCCAAACCCCCACUACUUAGGCAUCCCCACAUGCACCAGACACUGGGUGGUGCUAUAGGCCUAAUACAAAACAAGAACAUUAUGUUCUCUAGCAUACAUUAUUGCCACUGUAUAAUUAAACUGAUUUAAUUCAUAAAAUCUAUCGCAAAUAAAAUGAAAAUGAACUGAAAAGUGUCUAUCAGGAAUUUAUUAAAUGCGACAUAUUUCUUUUCACAUGUUUGUACAGCGUUGCACAUCAUAGCCAAUCACACACGAUUCUGUUGAGCUUGGAACAGGAACGUUGUGGAAACUCCAUCCUUCCCGAAGGAGGUUUCGGAAGGACUUACACAUAUGGACAACCGUUUAGGUGCAUAUAUGAAGAUUAGAGGUAAUUGUAACCCUCUUUGAAAAUAGCAGAAAGUCUACCAUGGAAACACGGGCUCUGAGGCUAUACCGUGGAUUUUACACAUUAUACACUUGGGUCUCUACAAAUGGAACCCAGCCCUCUACCGGUUCUCAUGGAUUCAUUGAGUGAGGGCCUGGCACCAGACGAACUCGACAAUGUCUCAAUAUGGACUCUCUGGAGCGGUUUUAGCAAACCGGCCUGAAGCCGAGGCCUCUCAGUGCUUUUACCCAUUUGAGGUAAGAACACAGGAGGAUACCAGCUCCGCAUGAAGGCUAUAGAAAUAUCUGCCA
This is a messenger RNA of Cyprinus carpio (common carp), 3355 nucleotides long. RefSeq names its product XK-related protein 9-like. The transcript has 2 exons. The coding region runs from base 5 to 919 and encodes 304 amino acids. NCBI's taxonomy places the organism in Eukaryota, Metazoa, Chordata, Actinopteri, Cypriniformes, Cyprinidae. The record is from RefSeq and is a predicted model, not a curated record.